ACAACACUUCAAAGUUCAAAAAACGCCUUUUUGUUUUUGUUUUUUUUUUUAUAUAGUUUCACACGAACUUUUCUCUUUGUAUAGUUUCUUCAGAUUCUUUUUUUUUUUUUGUUCCUUUUGUUAUUUGAUCUUCAAUGAUCAAUAAAUCCAAUGAAUACACUCGCCGGAUUUUGAGUUUUCCGGCGAUUCGUCCCAGCGAAACCGUCUCAUUCCUUAGCCUUAUAACUGCCUUGAUCCAUUUAGGCCAUUCCAUACGUGACUACAAGCCAAAAACGUUCUUCACAAACAGGAAAAACGCGAAGUUUUUGAUGCGUUUGGUGGAUGAUCUUCUAAUUUUUCUUGAAGAGAUCCGAAAUGGGGAUUCAAGGUUUGCGGGAUCAAUGGUGUUGAGCUUGUCUGAGCUGCAUUUUUUGUUCCAGAAAGUUCUGUUCUUGCUGGAGGAUUGCACCAGAGAAGAUGCGAGGAUAUGGAUGGCGGCUAAGUCGGAGCACGUGGCGACCCAGUUUCGGGUUGUGGGUAGGGCCAUGGCGGUGGCUCUGGAAGUUCUGCCGUUUGAUGGGGGCGAUGAAGUGAGGGAAGUGGUGGAGUUUGUGAGAAAGCAAGCUAUGGGGUUUAGGUUCGAAGUUGAAUUUGAAGAUAGGGGAAUUAUGGGUCAAAUUGUGAGGAUUCUUGAACAAUUUGAAAAUGGGGUUGUUCCGGAAUCAAGGGAUUUAAAAUGGGUUCUUGAAAAUUUGGGGAUAAGAAGCUGGGGUGAGUGUCAAAUUGGGGUGAGGUUCUUGGAAUCUGAGAUUUGUUUAGAGGGGCAGACUGAAGAGAUGCGAGAUUUGCCCCUUCUCUCUGACCUAAUGGGGUUCUUGAUUUACUGCCGGUGUACCGUUUUUGAAUUUGGGGAUGUUUCAACCGCCGCUGUUGGCGGCGGUAUCCGCCGGAAUGAUGACGUCAUCCGGAGCUUGAACCCGGAGGAUUUCAGGUGCCCAAUUACUCUAGAAUUGAUGACUGACCCGGUGGCUCUUGCCACGGGGCACACCUAUGAUAGGUCUUCAAUUCUGAAAUGGUUCAGGGCUGGGAAUCACACCUGUCCUAUAACAGGUGAGAGGCUAAUCAGCAUUGAUUUGGUUCCCAAUUUGGCUCUGAAGCAGAUUAUAAGGCAGUACUGCAAUGAGAAUGGGGUUCCAUUUCCUGAAUCGGGGCGAAACCGCGAUGUGGCGAGAUCAGUUGGUAAUAAGGGUAGUGUGGCUAUGAAACUGGUGGCUGGUUUUCUAGUUGGCAGGCUUGUGGCAGGGACAAGUGAGCAGCAGAAGAAGGCGAUUUACGAGAUUCGUUCGCUCACAAAGACCAGCACUUUUAACAGGUCUUGUUUGAGAGAGGCGGGUGUCGUCCCGCCUCUCUUGCUUCAGCUCGGCUCGUGGGAUUCGUCGGUUCAAGAGAACAGCAUGGCUGCUUUGCUAAACCUCUCGAAGAAUUCGAGAAGCAGGGAAACCAUUGCUGAAAAUGGGGGCCUGGUUUUGAUUCUUGAUGUGUUGAAAGAGGGGGUUAAGAUGGAAGCUAGGCAGCAUGCUGCUGGUGCAUUGUAUUAUCUCGCCUCGGUGGAAGAGUACCGGGGAAUGAUCGGGGAAAAUCCCGAGGCUAUUCCAUCGCUUGUGGAGCUCGUAAGGGCGGGGUGUGAUCAUGGGAAGAAGAAUGCCCUGGUCACAAUCUUCAGCCUCUUAAAAUGCCCUGAGAGCCACUGGAAAGUGGUUUCAGCUGGGCUAGUGCCCUUGCUGAUUGAUCUAUUGCCAUCUCUCAAAAGGGAAGACCUUAUAACAGAUUGCCUCGCGGUUCUAUCCUCUCUGUCCGAGAAGCUCGAGGGAGCAAUAGUCGUCCUCUAUGCCGGGGCUUUACCCAUCGUUAUUGAUCUCUUGAACUCCUGCAGCUCGAGAACAGCAAAGGAGUGCUGUGUUUCGUUGCUGCUGGCCUUGUGCAUCAACGGUGGAUCAGAUGCGGUUCUAGUUUUAGUGAAGAACCCAUCUCUCAUGCCGCCUUUGUAUUUGCUCCUCACCCAAGGCACUUCUCGGGCGAGCAAAAAGGCCAGUUCGCUCAUCAGAUUGCUCCAAGAUUUUAACAACAAGAGCAAUUUGUCAAUGUCUGGUGAUACUUCACAAAUCACAACCAUCCAUUAUGUACAUUAAUAUGCUAUUUAUUUGUGUAUAGUUCGACAAGUGUGUGACUUUAGCUCGAGUUUUUAAGAGCUAAUUAAGUCACUAUUCCGUACGCCAAAGCUUCUUGUUUUUGUAUGAAGCUUUGCUUUCCACAGAUACAUUUCUACAACAUUUUUUUUUACAAAUGUUAAUAGCAAUGAAAAGUCUGUUGUAUAUGUAAACAUGAACAGUUGUUAUUUUCUAUCAGAUUCAGAAUAAAAUGUUUCUUUUACUAUGUAAA
Molecule: messenger RNA, 2418 nt
Organism: Ipomoea triloba (trilobed morning glory)
Lineage: Eukaryota; Viridiplantae; Streptophyta; Magnoliopsida; Solanales; Convolvulaceae
Product: U-box domain-containing protein 19-like
Exons: 1
Coding region: 135-2168 (677 amino acids)
Biological process (GO): protein ubiquitination
Cellular component (GO): cytoplasm; nucleus
Molecular function (GO): ubiquitin-protein transferase activity; protein binding
Source: RefSeq, a predicted model, not a curated record